AUGUAACUGCAACCUACACGCACGCAAGUGUCGUUUUAACAUGGAGCUUUACAAACUGUCGGGGAGAAAGAGCGGUGGGGUUUGCCUGAAAUGUCGCCACAACACAGACGGGAGAUACUGUCACUACUGUAAGGAAGGAUUCUAUAGGGAUCAGUCUAAACCUAUCACACACAGGAAAGUUUGCAAAGCUCUCUCUGAAGCUCCUGACGACUUGACAACUUUUCCUGAUUUACUCUCAGAUGCUUCACAAGCAUGUGAUUGUCAUCCCAUCGGAUCCCUUGGUAGUGUGUGUAACCAGACCACCGGUCAAUGCCCCUGUAAAGAUGGCGUAACGGGUCUGACGUGUAACAGGUGUGCAUUAGGUUACCAGCAGAGUCGCUCCCCGGUCGCACCGUGUAUAAGAAUCAAAGAACACCCUCGAAUAACAAGCCAGCCUCAAGAACAGCGAGAUGAAGCUGCAACUUCACAAACAACAGAUGAUGACUGUCCUAGAAAUUGUGCGGGAUCAACAAGAAAAAUUAGUCAAAAUAAAUACUGCAAAAAAGAUUAUGUUCUCCAUGCGCACGUAUUAUCGCGAGAGAUGGAGGACGAGUGGGUCAAAUUCACAGUCAACAUCGUCACCGUCUACAAGCGAGGCGACCAACGAAUCCGACGAGGAAACACCUUCAUUUACGUUCGACAACGAGACCUGACCUGUAAAUGCCCCAAGAUACGACUCCGACAUCGUUACCUGAUACUCGGCGACGAGGACGAGUCAUCGUCGAAACGGGACGGCAUCGUCGUCGACAACAAGAGCAUCGUCCUGAAAUGGAGGGACGAGUGGGACAUGAGGAUGCGGAAAUUCCAGCGAGAACAGAGACGAAAUCAGUGCUAGGUUAGGCAUGGUAGUGUAAUCUUGUUAACGACGAGAAAAGGAAUGAGAGACUCGACUUGUUUUUAAUGUUGUCUAUAAUUCAAUCCACGAAAAGAACAUGGAACGAAGGCGUCAUGUAAACGGUACUCGAUAUUAUAGGCCGUACGGAUGGGGAAAAUGGAAUCCUGAAUGAAGCCGAGAUAGCUUGGAGCUCAGUCAACAGAUGACAAGAGACGAAUUAGUGAGAGAUCAACUACUGAUACGGUCGAAUAAUUGCCUAGCUGCGAUCAGGAGAAGUAAUCGCAGCUAUACCAGACCCUUGAAGACAUCAUGAAACUGAACUUACGGCCUACCUUGAGAGCUAAAGGUUUAAGAAGUUGGACUGUUUUAAAUGGCGUAGAUAACAAGAGACCGGGAUAUGUCUAAGCCAAAGUGUAUUCAAAUAAGUUACCUAUUGAUCAACGCUUUAUUGGUAUUUGAAUUUUGCAGAUGUUCCAUAGUGAUUAUCGAAUCUACGCUCUUGUCCCAUUGGUGUCGAUGUGUGAGGGCAUUACUUAUUUGCUAAACAAAAGCUUCCACGGGCGUUUUGAUUAAACACGAAACGGAAUAUAUUUGGUCUAUUAUUAUUGAAGGUUUUUAUUUAUUGAAUUUUCUCAAUUUUGCGAGAGAAUGGUGAACAGGUACAAUUCAUUUUGACGCCACUCCAGAUGAAAGGCACGUGUUUCAAUGAAUGGCAAAGUUGCAGACAUCAUCUCAAUGGGCGUGACUUGAUAGAAGUUGUCAAAACUGAUUCUAGGAAUUGAAAGUGAUAAUUUAUGGUAAUUAUGUGAAGAAAAGACUGCAAUGAUGGCGACCGACAGCUUAAUCAUUACAAUUUUGCACAAAAGUAUCAUUGCGAUUGCUUGAUCAACACACAAAGUACACAUCCCGAUCUAUAAGAUGCCGUGCAAUUGUCAUGCCAAUGGCGAAAUGGCGCCACGUUGACGAAGAGUGGUGAAUGGCGCGCGCGCAUGCGUAGUAAAUGCUAAGAGCAAGCUCAUGAAAAGGGACAGUAGAGCCACGAUCUCAUGGGUUCGGCGCGUUAAGUCCCAAAAAAGAUAUACAUGUGAUUUAAAGGCUGAAUAUUUCGUGCCAUAUUAAUUGUGUAUUAUCCGUCUUCAGUUUGUUAUUUAUAUUUCACAUUGUACAUAAACAUUAAGAUAGAUACCAUUUUCGUGGAUGCAAACAGCAUAUUUGUAAACAGAAUUGUUCAUACGUGGAUGUUAUCAUAUCGAAACAUUAUUAUUCACUAUGCGAUUAUUAAUUGUUUCGUAUUAAGCACUAUAAAAUAUUUUCUCAUUCAAAUAAAUAUAUUCCUCAAACAGUUUUUACUCCUUUGUAGGAAAUUGAAAAAUAGAGGAUUGAUGUUCACCGUAUCAUCUAUUUCUCCCAUAAUAAUUAUAUUUUUCACAAAGUUUCAACAAUUACUUGGUAAAAUGAUACGUAUAUUGAUGUAUAUUUCUUUCUACUUUUCGAAAUUUUAUUGAAUGUUAGUCGUUUUAAUCCUGCGAGCCAUUUAUUCUCCUACCUUCAAACGUUCAAAGCUUAUUUGUCUUAUUUUGUUUUUUAGGGUAUUGAUACUACCUAAAUCGUUUGUGUUUCGGUUCAUGUCUCUAUUGUAAUGUAUUCUUAUUGCUCAACAAAAGUGAUGUAUUCUCUAUGGUAUAUGUAAAUACUUUAUUUAAUGAUAUGAUAUUAGAUUAAAUGAUGAACUGUAUAAAGU
Molecule: messenger RNA, 2615 nt
Organism: Lytechinus variegatus (green sea urchin)
Lineage: Eukaryota; Metazoa; Echinodermata; Echinoidea; Temnopleuroida; Toxopneustidae
Product: netrin-1-like
Exons: 7
Coding region: 41-874 (277 amino acids)
Molecular function (GO): protein binding
Source: RefSeq, a predicted model, not a curated record